AUGACCUCCACCUCUCAGACUCAACCAUUGACCUUGGCCGGCAAGGUCGCAAUCGUGACCGGCGGAGCCCGAGGCAUCGGCGCCGCGACGGCCAUUGAGCUCGCAAAGCGCGGCGCAAACGUCGCCAUCACCUUCGUCUCCCCCAGCAGCGCCACCCUCGCCGACGCCGUCCUCUCCACCAUCGCCGCCCUCAACACCGGCGCCACGGCCAUCAAAAUCCAAGCCGACGCCGGCGCCCUCGACUCGCCCGCCAAAAUCAUCACCGCCACCACCGCCGCCUUCGGGCCCAGCAUCGACAUCCUCGUCAACAACGCCGGCGUCGAAUUCGCCAAGCCCCUCGGCGCCAUCACCGCCGAGGAGUACUCCUCCGUCUUCGACGUCAACGUGCGCGGCGCAUUGCUCACGACGCAGGCCGUGCUGCCGCACCUGCGCGCACCGGGCCGCAUCAUCAGCGUCGGCUCCGUGCUCGGCCGCAUCGGCAACCCGGGUUCCAGCGUGUACAGCGCGACCAAGGCGGCGCUGGAGGCGCUGAGUCGCGGGUGGGCGAGCGAGCUGGGCGCGCAGGGGCAUACGGUGAAUGUGGUUGCGCCGGCGCUGACGGAGACGGAUAUGAUGACGCGUGCGGGGGAGGGCGCGGGCGCGGGCUUCGAUCAGGUGGUGCAGAUGCAGAGGAUGUUGACGCCGCUGGAGCAUAGGUUGGGGAAGGCGGAGGAUAUUGCGCUGGCGGUGGCGAUGUUGGCGGAGCCGGCGAGUCGGUGGGUUACGGGCCAGACUAUUCAUGCCUGUGGUGGCAUCUACAUGUCCUAG
Molecule: messenger RNA, 807 nt
Organism: Lasiodiplodia theobromae
Lineage: Eukaryota; Fungi; Ascomycota; Dothideomycetes; Botryosphaeriales; Botryosphaeriaceae
Product: Short-chain dehydrogenase/reductase SDR
Exons: 2
Coding region: 1-807 (268 amino acids)
Molecular function (GO): oxidoreductase activity, acting on the CH-OH group of donors, NAD or NADP as acceptor
Source: RefSeq, a predicted model, not a curated record